GAAAAAGAAAAUACAAAGAAAAUGAGUUUAAUGUCUUGUUCGAAAGGCUUGCUCUAUUUCUUCUUCUUCGUCUUCUUCGUUGUGUUCUUUUCAUGUAGCCAAUCUAUCAAUGCCCAGAAUGCCACCACCGAUCCUUCUGAAGUGAGGGCAUUGAACUCAAUCUUCCAACAAUGGGAUACACAAGCAGCGGAUACAUGGAAUCACAGUGGAGAGCCAUGCAGUGGAGCUGCUCUCAGCCAAAGUGACUCGGUGCUUGAGGAUCCUUCUAAUAACCCUACUAUUAGAUGUGAUUGUUCUUUCAACUCCAACACUGUUUGCCACAUUACUCGACUGAGAUUAGUUGGUCUAGAUAAGCGAGGAGUGUUACCUGUUGAGCUUUUGGAUUUGCCUUUUCUGAUUUUCUUGAAGAUAGAUCGAAACUUCUUCUCUGGUCCUUUGCCAGCAUUCAUUGGAAAUAUGUCUAGACUAGGAUUACUGUCUAUGGCACACAACGUUUUCUCUGGACCCAUUCCAAAGGAGUUUGGAAAUCUCAAGGAGCUCUAUAUGCUGUCCUUAAGUAACAAUAAUUUAUCUGGAACACUGCCUCCAGAGCUUGGUAAUUUACUCAACCUCGAACAACUGUACAUUAACAGUUGCGGAUUGGGUGGUCAGAUUCCCUCUUCAUUCGCUAACCUAGUAAACCUGCAAAUUGUGAGGGGAGUUGACAAUGCAUUCACGGGCAAAAUACCAGACUUUGUUGGAAAUAACUGGACAAAGCUUACAGCAUUGAGAUUUCAAGGGAAUAAUUUUCAAGGACCGAUACCAUCCAGUUUCGCCAAUUUAACCUCAUUGAAUUCUCUGCGAAUUGGUGAUAUAUACAAUGGGAGUUCUUCUCUAGAUUUCGUGAGAAAUCUAAAGAACUUGACUGACUUGGUUCUAAGAAAUGUCAUGCUCACUGGUAUUUUGCCAUCUUAUAUCACAGAAUUACAGUCUUUACAAAAGCUGGAUUUGAGUUUCAACAACUUAACAGGCACAAUUCCAAGUGCUUUGUUCACUAUGGAUUCUCUCCAAGACUUGUUUCUUGGAAACAAUAGUCUAGUAGGUGCCAUUCCGAGCCAAAAGAGUGAAACUCUCCAGAAUAUAGAUUUAUCAUACAAUUUACUCUCAGGGAACUUGCCGUCUUGGGUGAACCCAGGCUUGCAACUGAACCUCGUGGCCAACAACUUCACAUUUAACAGCUCAAGCAUAAGGAUUUUACCAGGAUUAGACUGCCUUCAAAGAAGCUUCCCAUGCUUUAGAAAUGCUCCCCGAUAUGCAAACUUCUCGAUCAAGUGCGGCGGGCAGCAGAUGAUUUCCGAUGGGAUAACAUUUGAGGCCGAUAAUACUGCUCUUGGCGCAGCAACGUUUAAUGUGACCAGUACACAGAAAUGGGCAGUUAGCACUGUAGGCUUGUUUGCAGACAGACUAAAUCAAUUGUAUGUGGAAAACUAUGGAGGACAAGUGAGAAGAACCAACACUCCGGAGCUGUAUCAGAUUUCGAGGCUAUCCCCUGGAUCACUCAGAUACUAUGGUCUAGGCCUUGAGAACGGGCUUUAUACUGUGAAGUUGUUUUUUGCGGAAACAGGUUUCGAAGACCGAAUCUCGCAGACUUGGAGGAGUCUAGGAAGGCGAGUUUUCGAUGUUUAUAUUCAGGGAAACCGUACAUUAAGGGAUUUCGAUAUAUCAAGAGAGGCUGGUGGUGUUCAGAGAGCAGUAACUCCGAGUUUCACUGCUAAUGUAACUGAGAACCACCUUGAAAUUCACCUGUUUUGGGCUGGUAAGGGGACUUGUUGCACACCGGAGGAUGGUUAUUACGGUCCAUCGAUUUCGGCUAUUAGUGUAACUCCAAAUUUCAGACCAACCGUCAGUGGGUUACCGCCGGGAAAUCGUAAAGAGAAGAACCACACAGCAUUGAUUGCAGGAGUCACAGUUUCUGUGGUGGCAUUGGCUUUGAUACUUACGUGUACAAUUAUCUAUCUGAAGAAGAAGAAAAAAGAUGAGGAUGAGGAAGUGCUUCUUGGCAUAGGCCCCAGACCGAACACAUUUAGUUAUUCCGAGUUAAAAGCCGCUACCGAAGACUUCAGUCCUUCUAAUAAGUUAGGAGAAGGGGGUUUUGGACCUGUGUACAAGGGUACACUUUCUGAUGGGAGAGUUGUAGCUGUGAAGCAACUUUCAGUAGCAUCAAACCAGGGGAAGGAUCAAUUUGUUACUGAGAUAGCCACCAUAUCAGCAGUGCAACAUCGUAAUCUCGUCAAGCUAUACGGAUGCUGCAUCGAAGGAAAUAGGCGCCUCCUUGUUUACGAGUAUCUUGAGAACAAAAGCCUCGAUAAAGCACUCUUCGGAAAAAAUGGUUUGCAUCUUGAUUGGCCAACACGCUUCAAUAUCUGCUUAUCAACUGCAAGAGGGCUAGCUUAUCUUCACGAGGAUUCUAGGCCAAGGAUUGUUCAUAGGGAUGUCAAGGCAAGUAAUAUUUUGCUUGAUGCAGAGCUCUGUCCCAAAAUAUCCGACUUCGGAUUGGCAAAGCUUUACGAUGACAAGAAGUCGCACAUCAGCACUCGCGUAGCCGGAACGAUAGGCUACCUGGCACCGGAGUAUGCAAUGCUCGGCCAUCUUACAGAGAAAGCAGACGUUUUCGGCUUCGGUGUUCUUACAUUGGAGAUCACAAGUGGCAGGCCAAACUCAUAUAAUACGAUCGAAAAUGACAGAAUUUAUCUUCUUGAAUGGGUAUGGACUCUGCUUGAAAAUAACCAACUCAUGAGCCUGCUCGAUCCGACAUUAGCGGAUUUCGACGAAAACGAAGCUCUACGAGUGAUAAGGGUAGCACUGCUAUGCACUCAGGGAUCGCCGUCGAUGCGGCCACCCAUGUCCCGCGUCGUUGCUAUGCUUGCAGGAGAUAUUGAAGUGAGCACCGUCACAACAAAACCGAGCUAUAUAACUGACUGGUAUUAUAAGGAUAUAACGGGCAGCUUCAUGAAUGAAGAAUCACAAACAUCCAAUGCAUCCGAUCACAGCGGCAGCAAAAACAAGAGUAAGAUUACGACUCUUUCGGGGGCGGAUGAUCAACGGAUACUCUCGCCGGUAAAUAUUACCGAUUUCAGGGAGAGCAUCGGAGAAGGAAGGUGAGAGUUUUUUGUUCGGAGCCUGCUAUAAUUCCAUAUCAUACGUCUUGAAAAACAUAUAGAAUUUGUGCUGUUUCUUUCACUCUACCAACUUUGUUGUUCUAGGAACUAUCGUUUCUAUUUUGAUUGUCUUGUA
Molecule: messenger RNA, 3273 nt
Organism: Hibiscus syriacus
Lineage: Eukaryota; Viridiplantae; Streptophyta; Magnoliopsida; Malvales; Malvaceae
Product: probable LRR receptor-like serine/threonine-protein kinase At1g56130
Exons: 23
Coding region: 22-3141 (1039 amino acids)
Biological process (GO): protein phosphorylation
Molecular function (GO): ATP binding; protein kinase activity; protein binding
Source: RefSeq, a predicted model, not a curated record